Messenger RNA from Hirsutella rhossiliensis, 1032 nucleotides. RefSeq names its product pregnancy-associated plasma protein-A domain-containing protein. NCBI's taxonomy places the organism in Eukaryota, Fungi, Ascomycota, Sordariomycetes, Hypocreales, Ophiocordycipitaceae. Bases 1 to 1032 code for a protein of 343 amino acids. The transcript has 3 exons. The record is from RefSeq and is a predicted model, not a curated record. Gene Ontology annotation, molecular function: metallopeptidase activity.
AUGCUAUCUUUCACUCGGGCUUUGAUAACCGGUCUACUGGCCGUUGGGGCCAUGGCGGUCCCUCCUGUUUACCCUGGCUUUAAUCGUCCCCCUGGCCUUCCAUUUGAUACAUAUGCGUUUCCAGACGAGCUGGUUGCCGCCUAUCGAGCCGCUGAUGCUGCAGAAGCCAAAAGCAACUCACUGGGUCGUAGAGACGAACGCCUUAUCGAUUUAUACUUGCACGUCAUCCAACACCCCACAAAGCAUGAGCACGACAUCAGUGACGAGAGACUGCAGGAACAGGUGCAAGUGCUGAAUGACGCCUUCAAGCCCCACCAAUUCCAGUUUACUCUAAAGAACACAACCCGAACAACCAACGAAGCCUGGUUUGCCCCUGGCCGGGCUGUAGAGGGGGAAAUGCGGUGGACCCUGCGACAGGGUGGAAAAGACGCCCUGAACCUGUUCUUCUUUCAACUCCUAAACUUGUCAAAGAAGGCGUCGCCCGUCGUUUCUAGCGGUGAGAACUGCGUCGAAUAUUCCAACGGUACCACCACUUGCACGCCGAUCACUGUCUCCGAUACAGGACCUCGCAUCACCACCCAGCGCUUGGGCGACUGUCUUUCUCCUGGUACAUGGCUAGAUAAUUCAUGGCAGCUACACUGGGACGGCUGCAACAUAGAUAUUAGUGCUCUCCCACACGGUUCAGAUCAUGAGUUUAACAUGGGGAAAACAGCUGUCCAUGAGGUCGGUCAUUGGCUCGGCCUUGGACACCCAUUUCCUGACGGACCUGGUUACAACCAGAAUCCGAAGAUUUGCGACCUCAGCGUGUCUGACUUGGUGGAUGAUAUUCCGGUCUGCUACCUCAACUGGGAUUUGCUGGGGUCCGACCUGUGCCCUCAAACGGAGAUUGACACCUGCCCCGACCACGAGGGCAAGGAUCCUAUUCACAAUUAUAUGCAUUAUACCAGCGACGCGUGUAGGAACGAGUUCACUCCUAAACAAGCUCAUCGCAUGGAAGAAAUAUACAGCUUAUACCGCUCCAAGAGCUCUUAA